AUGAAACACACUCUGGCUGAACUGAUGAGGAUGAGCAGGAUAUGCCGGAUGGUAUUUGCCACUUGUUUGGGAUCCUUUAUUCUGGUCGUCUUUUAUUUCCAAAGUAUGUUCCAGCCAGUCAUGCGGAGGAACCCCUUCAUGGUGGACAGCUGCUGUAGGAAAGGGUCCCGCAACGCCUUGCAGGAGCUCUACAACCCAACACAGAUGGAGUUGUCAGGAGCAGCCGUCCACCACCAGGCCAGGAGGGAUCAGGUGGUGGAUGCCUGUCGUAUCUACAGUGCAUCCAGCCGUAAGCGGCGAGUCCUGACACCUGGAGACCUAAAACACCUUGUGGUGGAUGAGGACCAUGAGCUCAUCUAUUGCUAUGUCCCCAAGGUGGCCUGUACCAACUGGAAACGGGUCAUGAUGGUGCUCACAGGUCGGGGCAAAUACAGUGACCCAAUGGAUAUCCCUUCAAACGAAGCUCAUAUUCCGUCCAACCUGAAGACACUGAACCAGUAUAGCAUUGCAGAGAUCAACCACCGUCUCAAAAACUACCUCAAGUUUCUCUUUGUCCGCGAACCCUUUGAGAGGCUGGUCUCCGCAUACCGUAACAAGUUCACCCUCAAGUACAACUCGUCCUUCCACAAGCGCUUUGGCACCCGUAUAGUCCGUCGAUACCGAAAGAAUGCCACACAGGAAGCCCUGCUCAACGGUGCUGAUGUCAAGUUCAAAGAAUUCACAGAGUACCUGGUGGACCCAGCCACACAGCGUGAUGGCCCACUCAACGAACACUGGCAGACUGUCUACCAGCUUUGCCACCCAUGUCACAUCCACUACGACUUGGUGGGCAAGUACGAGACACUGGAGGAGGAUGCAAACUAUGUGUUACGGUUGGUUGGUGUCAGCGACUCCCUCCACUUUCCAAGUUAUGCCAAGUCCACCCGCACCACAGAUGCCAUGACGGCCCAGUUCUUCAGCAAUAUCAGCACUCAAGAGCAGAUCCAACUCUACCAGCUUUACAAGUUGGACUUCCUCAUGUUCAACUACUCCACACCCAGCUACCUCCGGCUGGACUAA
Molecule: messenger RNA, 1059 nt
Organism: Limanda limanda (common dab)
Lineage: Eukaryota; Metazoa; Chordata; Actinopteri; Pleuronectiformes; Pleuronectidae
Gene: chst11
Product: carbohydrate (chondroitin 4) sulfotransferase 11
Exons: 4
Coding region: 1-1059 (352 amino acids)
Biological process (GO): proteoglycan biosynthetic process; carbohydrate biosynthetic process
Cellular component (GO): membrane
Molecular function (GO): sulfotransferase activity
Source: RefSeq, a predicted model, not a curated record